Messenger RNA from Alligator mississippiensis (American alligator), 2503 nucleotides. RefSeq names its product leucine rich repeat, Ig-like and transmembrane domains 1 (gene LRIT1). Bases 95 to 1981 code for a protein of 628 amino acids. The record is from RefSeq and is a predicted model, not a curated record. Gene Ontology annotation, cellular component: endoplasmic reticulum membrane. Gene Ontology annotation, molecular function: protein binding. NCBI's taxonomy places the organism in Eukaryota, Metazoa, Chordata, Crocodylia, Alligatoridae. The transcript has 4 exons.
AGUUAACAAAAUGCGACCAGUCCAUGGAUAAAACAACUGAGAAAAGCCUCCACAUUGUCUAGUGUUCUGGUGUCCUUCACAUGCACAGGUAACAAUGUGGAUCACUGUGGGCUUGGUCUGCUGCUUAGCCUUUGGAGGGCUGCCUUUGGCUCACUGCUCUUGCCCUUCCCAAUGUAGCUGCACCUUUCAUAGUCUCAAUGAAGGAACAAAGGAAAGAACUGUGCUGUGCAAUGACCCAGAAAUGACAAUCACACCCGUGAACAUCCCAGGAGAUACAAUCAAACUUCGAAUAGAGAAGACUGCCCUCAGGAGAGUGCCAGGGGAGGCUUUCCAUUCUCUCCAUAAUCUGGAAUUCCUCUGGAUGCCCUAUAAUUCUUUGACCAGCCUCAGUGUGAUUACUUUUAAGGGUCUUCGUCAGUUACAAGAGCUAAGACUGGAUGGGAAUGAUUUAAGUUCUUUCCCAUGGGACUCUCUUGCAGACAUGCCCCAGCUAAGGCUUCUGGAUUUACAUAAUAAUGAACUCACCUCAGUAUCAGCAGAAGCAACUCUUUACAUAAAGAAUAUUACCUAUCUGGAUCUGUCUAGCAAUAAACUGAUGACUCUUCCUCAAGCUCUCAUUUCAGCCUGGGCAAACCUCCAAGCAGUUCCUUACUUCCCCAAUGACAACUCCAAGAUCAUUAUAGGCUUGCAAGACAAUCCUUGGGUGUGUGAUUGCAGUUUGUAUGAAAUGGUCCAUUUCAUAAAUUUCCAGUCUCCUAACAUAGCAUUUAUAGAACCAAAACUGAAGUGCUUCACCCCCCGGAGUCUUGCUGGAAUUUUCUUCAGUCAAGUUGAACUAAGAAAAUGUCAAAGUCCUGUUGUACAUACAUCUGUUGCCAAAGUAAAGACCAUAUUGGGCAGCACUGUGCUUCUGCGAUGUGGUACUACUGGAGUACCCAUCCCUGAACUCAGCUGGAGAAGAGCUGAUGGUAAUCGGCUUAAUGGCACAGUGCAUCAGGAAAUUUCUAGCGAUGGAAUGAGUUGGUCUAUCCUGGGCUUACCUGUAGUCUCUUAUCUUGAUUCUGGAGAGUACAUUUGUAAAGCGAAGAACUUCCUAGGGGCAACAGAGGCCUUUAUCUCCCUCAUUAUCACUGAUUCUGAAAACACAGAUGAUCCUAAUGCUAACUCUAAAGGAGUCUGGAAUGGAAAGGUAAGCAGUAUGGAAGCAGCUGCUUACAAUGAUAAACUGAUGGCUAGGUAUGUUAUCACAACCUCAACUUCACCUACACAGAGUGCCAGAUCAGGUACAGAAGAGAAUAUUGGGCUCCAGAAUAUAGUUAGUGAGCAGAAUAACAACCGAAGAAACCUUUUAUCAAGUCCACCCACUGGUCAACAGGAGCCAGAACGUAUAGUAAGGUCUGUUAGAGUGAUAGGGGACACAGAUCAAAGUAUCUCAUUGGCUUGGAAAGCCCCUCUGGCCAAGAACACAACUGAAUUCAGUGUUCUUUAUGCCAUUUUUGGAGAAAGAGACAUGCGUAGAAUCAAUGUGGAGCCAGGUAAGAUGAAGAUCACUAUUAAUGGGCUGUUGCCAAAGACCAAAUACAUAGUGUGUGUCUGCAUGAAAGGACUGAUCCCCAGGAAAGAGCAAUGCACCAUAUUUUCCACAGAUGAAGUUGCCAGCGCUGGUGGAACCCAAAAACUCAUUAAUGUGGUUGUUAUUAGUGUGGCCUGCGUCAUAGCUGUUCCUCUGACUUUAGUGGUUUGCUGUGGGGCACUGAAAAGGCGCUGCAAAAAAUGCUUAUUGCAGAAACCCAAGGAAAUCCAGGACUCCUAUGUCACAUUUGAAAGCCUCUCUUCAGGAGCAAAAACAAAAGGAACAGAAGGAGAAUACUUGACUAGACAUACCCCGGAUGAAUCUAACAGGCUGCUAUCUGCACGAUCCAGCGUGGACUCAGAGGCAAUACCAAAGAUGGAGGGGCAACCCAAUGAGUACUUUUGUUAAUAUUAGCUAGGUUAGUCAUUGCCACAUUAGAGAGACAGAAACACAUACAAGGAUAUAUAUGAUUUAACUCUGCAGAUCACACCAGUACAUAAUGUUGGCAGGUAUUGUGUUAAUUCUAAUGUUACCCAACAUGUUCAGAAAAAUAAAAUGUGAAAAGACUGACUAUAUAUCCAGGUUUGCUGAGACAUUUUGUUAGAACUUUUUGGUUUUGAUCACAUUGAAUCUGAUAAGAAAAGCCCCAAAGAUGUCUGUGAUAAGUCCUAAAUUUUUUGCUGUUCCUUGUACAAAACGAACUCUACUCAUUGAAUAUGAAACCAUCCCAAUAUGUUGCUGUUUAACACUUGGCUUGUCAUAUGCUACACAUUUUAAUAUGAGAUAUUUUGAAUUCCUUUAGGAUGACAAGUGAUGAAGUUUUUUCUAAUAAUACUAGAAAUGUAACUGCAAAGGUUGGGGAGAUUCCUGGACUCGUGUUAUUCCCAACAUGAUUAAAGGCUUAUGUGAAAAUAUGCAACUUGUUGCUCA